Molecule: messenger RNA, 3078 nt
Organism: Chelonia mydas (Green sea turtle)
Lineage: Eukaryota; Metazoa; Chordata; Testudines; Cheloniidae
Gene: CLU
Product: clusterin
Exons: 8
Coding region: 1434-2843 (469 amino acids)
Source: RefSeq, a predicted model, not a curated record
UGACUCAGAGCGCGGCGGCGGGGGAGCCGGGGCUAUAAAUACGGUGCCCAGCGCCGCAGUCCCCGCUUGCGCAGCGCAGGACGCGGAGCCGCAGAGGCCUGCACAGGACCUUGGAGUUUGCUCUGGGGUGAGGAAGAUGAGGCUGCUGCUGCUCUCGCUGCUGGGGCUCCUGCUGUCCUGGGAGGAAGGCCAGGCCCUGGUUCCGCCCAAUGAAUUGCAACGUAAGUGGCGUUGGUGGGGCUCCGCGCACUGGGGCGGAAACUCCCCGGGUGGCUGGGGCUGGUGGGAUCGGCACAUGCGGAGUAAUUCAGGACACACAGCACCACCGACUGCAUGAAGCUCAGGUGCAGGGCCAGGCAGGCUGUUACAGGGAUCAGUUUCUCUGAUUUGUGCCCCGUGCUCCAGCUGACAGGUGCCCCGCCAGCCACUGACAACAGCUGUUACUUGGGCUUUGCUGCUAGGGCUUGCCUCUAGGACCCCCAAAAAGCGGCUCUAUUUAUCUAUCGCGCCCAUCACCAUUGUACUGAUUGCCUAUAAGAGUCAGAGGAGCGGCGUGUGCAUGGGGGGUUAAAUUGGGGUGUGGGACCCCAGUGUUUAUAUGGAACGAGCAGGGGAGGGGGCUAGGCUGAUGUGGGUUUAGAUCUGAAACGUGGCAAACCUCCAGGAGUCUGGCUGAAUUUCUCUUCGGAUUAGGCUGGAAAGAACCCCCAGGAACCAAAACAAAAGAUCAGGGAUGGACCUGAUCAAUUUACUGAGGGCCGUGGUGGAUUCACCAUCAGUGAUGUGUUUUACUUUAUUUUUUUUAUUUUUAAAUCAAAACCGGAUGUUUUUCUUAAAGCUCUGCUCUAGGAAUUGAGGGGUAGUCUCUGGCCUGUGCUGUACAGGAGAUCACAAUGGUCCCUUCUGGCCUGGGAAUCUAGGAAUCUGUGGUCCAAACCCAUGAGGCCAGGACCCCAAGCCCUGGGGAAAUCUGGAUCUGGGCGGUGUGGAUCAGGACCAUCUAAACAAACUUCUCCCCCAAGUCCCUGGCAUCAGGAGUGUCUUGGGUCCAAGCCAGGUGCUUGCAUCAUGAGAUCAUUUCUCCCACAGCUUCCUGCCAGGUAACACCGCACAAGUAUCAACUCUUCAGGGUUUGCUAGGUUGGGUCCUGUGGAAAAUGGUGCACCCGAGUAGCAGACCUGAGAGCAGGCUGUUGCGGCUCAGAGAGGAGUGGGCUCAGGGGGACUGGGUGGGAUCAGUCUUUACUCUAGAUCUUUGGCACCAAAAUUCAGUUGUUCUUGGCUACCUCCCUCUGGCACGGUCCCAGCCCAAAUCUAAGCAAGGUUAGAACGGAGCUGGGCAAAUAAGAAGUUUGUGUGAAAUUUCAGCUGAAUUGGAUUUGACCCUUUUGGGGGCAAAUAGGCUUUGGAGAUGCAAAUAUUUGGGUGGGAAAGAUGUUAUGUCAAAUCUGGGCAGCCAUCUUAGAAGAAGCAGAAGGCCAUCUUAGCGUAGCUCUCCUGAGGCAAUUAACUUCUCCCCCCCCCCCCCCGCCCCUUUCAGAAAUGUCUGUAGCGGGGAGCAAAUACAUAGACACCCAGAUCGAGAAUGCCAUCAACGGGGUGAAGCAGAUGAAAAGCCUCAUGGACAAAACCAGCAAAGACCACCAGGAGAUCCUGACCACGCUGGAGGAAACCAAGCAGAAGAAAGAGCAAGCCAUGCAACUAGCCAAGGAAACGGAGAAGAAGCUGACCGAGAAGCCGGAGGUAUGCAACGAGACCAUGCUGGCCCUGUGGGAGGAAUGUAAGCCUUGCCUGAAGCAGACCUGCAUGAGGUUCUAUUCCAGGACGUGCAGGAGCGGCUCGGGCCUGGUUGGCCGGCAGCUGGAGGAGUUCCUGAACCGCUCCUCCCCCAUCUCCAUUUGGGUGAACGGCGAGCGCAUUGACUCCCUGCUAGAGGAGGACCAGCAGCAGGGCCGCUGGCUGGAGGACCUGGAGGAGCGCUACAGCAUGGUGGAGGACAGUGUGGACGACCUGUUCCAGGAGAGCACGCGGGCCUACGGCCGCAUGGCCCCGUUCUUCCGCUUGCCCUUCGCGGAGAGCUCCCGCAGGGCCAUGCAUGCCCCCUUCCGCUUCCGCUUCCCCUUCGCAAACGCCAGGGUGGUCCGUGACACGCACCCCUUCUUCUCCCCACUCCGGCACCAUGGCUUCCACCGCCUCUUCGAGCCGCUCUUUGAGAUGACCCAGCGCAUGUUCGAGGGAGCCCAGAAGGCCAUGGAGCAGGACGGCCAGUGGUUCGAAGGCAGCCAGGACCCCCUGCUGGGAGGGUCCACCACAGAGACUCUCAACUCCAGCGACAACCGCAUGGUGUGCCGGGAAAUCCGCCGCAAUUCUGCUGGCUGCCUGAAGAUGAAGGACAAGUGUGAAAAAUGCCAGGAAAUUCUGUCUGUAGACUGCUCCCAGACAGACCCAGCCCAGGGCCAGCUGCGGGAGCAGUUUGAGGACGCCCUGCGCCUGGCGGAGCGCUUCACCCGCAAGUAUGACCAGCUGCUGAGGACCUUCCAGGAGGAGAUGCUCAACACCUCCAGCCUCCUGGACCAGCUCAACAAGCAGUUCGGCUGGGUGUCCCGCCUGGCCAACCUCACCCAGAACGGCGACGGCAUGCUGCAGGUCACCACGGUGCUUUCCAAGACCCCCAACCGCAAGGAUUCCCCCAGGCCUUCUGACACCCAGGUGACCGUGCAGCUCUUCGACUCGGAUCCGCUGUCCCUGACGGUGCCGGGCGAGAUCCCCUGGGACGACCCCAAGUUCAUGGAGGUGGUAGCGGACGAGGCUCUGAAGCAGUACAAGCAGAAUACCAUCGAGUGACACUGUCGUCUGCCCUGAUCUUCAGUCUCAUCUUCGGAAGAGAUAAGCCAUAGCCUUCAGCGAUGCCCUUCUCCAUGCUGCAUAGACCCCCUAGAGCUGCGGAGGAGCCCUCGGCCUGGCACGCAGCCCUGAUUCGCGCUCUGCACUAGUAGGUUAAACACUGUACUGCCUGUACUUUGCUGCUGGGUUGUAGGGACCCAAAACGAGAAAUAAAAUUUAAAUCUGACACGGAGAA